This is a messenger RNA of Lolium perenne, 1175 nucleotides long. RefSeq names its product 2-oxoglutarate-dependent dioxygenase 19. NCBI's taxonomy places the organism in Eukaryota, Viridiplantae, Streptophyta, Magnoliopsida, Poales, Poaceae. The record is from RefSeq and is a predicted model, not a curated record.
AGAAACGUAAGACGCCAGGGUCACCUUCUCGAGAAAGAAACCAAGCUUAGCUAGACCUUCGACGCAGCACAUGGCGUCGACACAAAGCAGCAGCAGCGGCGCGCUCCCCGUGGUGGAUCUGGCACCGUUUUUCUCCACGGCCGAGGACGCUGCCGCUGCCCGUGCCCGCGCCACCGAGGCUGUGCGCGAGGCAUGCAUGGACACCGGGUUCUUCCGCAUCGUGAACCACGGCGUGCCGCGGGAGUUCAUGGCUCGCGUGCUCGAGCUGUCGGCGGCGUACUUCGCGCUGCCGGAUGAGGAGAAGUCUAAGGUGCUCCCGGCGGAGGGAUCGUCCAGUACGCCGCUCCCGGCAGGGUACCUGCGGCCGCCCGCGGACUCCCCUGACAAGAACGAGUACCUGCUCGUCUUCAAUCCGGAGCUCGUCUUCAACAUGUACCUAGCCGAGCCUGCAGGAUUCAGGGACGUGAUAGAGGAAUGCUAUGCCAAGCUCACCAACCUGGGGCUGCUUAUCCAAGAGAUCCUGAACGAGUGCAUGGGCCUCCCGCCAGGUUUCCUCGCGGACUACAACAACGACCGUAACUUCGACUUCCUCUCGCUGAUACGCUACUUCCCGGCAACAUCGGCAGAGGAUACCAACGGCGUCUCUCCGCACAAGGACAACACCCUCAUCACCUUCGUCCUGCAGGACGACGUUGGCGGCCUGGAGAUCCUCGGCAGCGAUGGCUUUGUCUCUGUGGAGCCAGUCGAGGGAACCAUUAUCGUCAACAUAGGCGAUAUCGUGCAGGUUCUCAGCAACAAGAAGUUCAAGAGCCCGACGCACCGGGUGGUCAGGAAGCUGGGAACGCACCGGCACUCGCUCGCCUUCUUCGUCAACCUCCAUGGGGACAAGUGGGUCGAGCCGUUGCCGCAGUUCGCUGCCAACGUCGGCGAGGCACCAAGGUACAGGGGGUUCAAGUACGGCGACUAUAUGCAGCUGCGAUUGACGAACACGACCCACCCGCCGUCCAAUCCCGAGGAUGCCGCCGGCAUCACUCAUUACGCGAUCUAGCUCGUAGAAGCUGAAUUGCAUGUGUAAAAGUGCAUUUUCGGCCUGUGGUGGUGUUCAGAGCAUGGCAGAGAGGCUAGACCCGCUAAUAAGUGGAUUUAUGAUAAAUAAAUUUAAGCAUUAGAGAUCA